AUGUUAGCCAGGGUUUGGAAGGGAAAAGAUGUGCGGCUAGGGCGCGUGUUUUUCUUUUGGCAGAAACAUCACAUCGAUAAUGAAAAGUUUGGUCACAUUCCUGCUCUCUCUCUCUAUCUAUCGUCAAGGAGAACAUACUGCUACACUACCUUACCACCGGGGGGGGGCCUUGCCUGCCCGGAAUGA
Colletotrichum lupini is the source of this 186-nucleotide messenger RNA. RefSeq lists its product as uncharacterized. The transcript has a single exon. Bases 1 to 186 code for a protein of 61 amino acids. Lineage: Eukaryota; Fungi; Ascomycota; Sordariomycetes; Glomerellales; Glomerellaceae. The record is from RefSeq and is a predicted model, not a curated record.